UUGAGAAAUACAUCGCACAUGAGUACAAAAGCCCUGCCUGCCACAGACUGGUCAUGAGAGUGCAAGUGUGGAGGAUGGAAGUGUGAAGGAGGGACAUGAUGGGAAGCUUUUUGACUAGACUUCAGAUUUGUUAAGUUGGACUAAGAACAAAAAAGGGCAAACGUUAAUUUGUAAACAAAUCAUAGGACUGAAAUGGCGGAUAUUGCAAGUGUGCUUGAGAAUCAGAGCAACGCUGCUCCAGACCGAGACGCCAGUGGACGAGCUAAGGAGGACACUGCGGGUCAGCCGUGUUCGGUUCCACUUGAAGGAGACGAUUCUGUAUUUUACAACGAAGGAGAGGAAAUUCCGCAGCAAACUCUUGACUCCAUUUGGGCGCCACGUUCAGGAGAACCAUUCUGGCCGGAAAAACUUAAUUCUGCUCCUCAGAUUUACAAUUCAGGAGCUCAGGCAUCAUGUCACCAUAUUGGGCUAAUGGAAGCAAGCUCUGAGCUUGACAGUGUUGCGUUGCUGAAAGAAAUGGAAAGCAAAAUGGAAAACAAAGUAAAUAAUGCACCAUCUACAGACACUGACGCGCACGUCGAGACAGCGGAUAACAGCCGGAUAAAACACUCUGAAGAGCUUUCAGUGCCUCCAGUGGUACCACUCAGAGGGUCUAUGCCUGCUGGAGCUGCUCAGAUGAAGAAAAGAGCCGACUCAUACACGGAAGAGAGCAGCGACUUUUUGCCUGAUGAGUCCAGAGAAACAGGACUACCAGAAGAAAGCAGUGAGAGCCUGGAGGAAGUGGAACAGGAAGAUGGGCUAGACGUGAUGUAUGAUUCCAACAACAAACCAUUUAAUCACCUGAUGCAUGCAAAGUAUGGAACAGUAUCAUACCGGAGAAUUCGGAGAGGACAAACAAAGAAGAGGAUUGAGAUGUUCGAAUCUAUGAUGCAGCUGUGAAAACCUUCUGCUUCAUACUGGUCAGGGUGGAAACUGGAAACACUGGGUCUGGGUGCAAAGAGGGGAAAAGUCCUGAAGGAGGCAGCAAUCCAUAGCAAGAUGACAAGAAGAAAUGGGUUAAGGGUAAAGUAUGAGAAGAGAACAAUAUAAAACUUACCAUUUAGGCUGCCAAGAGACCUAUGGCAACAUUAGAGGAGCAGGAGGAAGAUCUAGGAAGUAAGUAUUUCUCGCUUGUUGUUGACAAUCAUCUCAUGUUCUCUCACAUCUCACAGUCUACAUUAAUCACCCAAAUCAUGUGGCCAAAUGUAUUAUGGUCUUAUACUGUAACUGUAUAAGACAUGUAUGGUACAAUAACAAGAAAGCUAAUCACCCAUACACCACAUUGCCCAUGGUGAAGCAUGGUUACGGUGGCAUGGUAUGGAGCUUCCUUCUCUUCGGCUUGGACUAAAAGCUCUAGCCAAGAUAGAGGGAAUAUAUAUUAUAUCCAAAUACCAUUGCAUUUCAGUAACAAAAAACCCUGCAGGCCUCAGCUAGACAGAUGAAGAUGAAGAAAAAUCUCACUUUUCAGCACGAUAACAAUCUAAAGCACAAAUCCAAAUCAACAAAGAAACAGCAUUAGAAGGUGAUCAAUGGUUUGUAAUAAAGCCCCAAUCUAAAUCCCACUAAAAACCUGUGGAUGACAUGAAAAGGGCUGCCCACAGAAGAUCGGUAGCGCUUACAAAAAUACCGAGUGCUGUAUUACAAGGAAAAUAAAAAUGUGCACAGAUUUUCCCCCCAAGACAUUAAAUUUUUUGUUAUUUGUAAAAUUAGAUGAAAGGUGAAUAAACAUCUGACAUAAUUUAUCUUGAUUACAUUUUUGUGCAUUUAUUGAAUUAACACUGAAUUAACUGAACAAACAAUUACAGAGCGCACUCUGGUCGGCACUAUUUUUAUGUCCUGUAGUGUUUUGUGUCGUCUGUCUGCACUGUUCUUGGUCUUGAACUGUUUGCACUAAGUUACACACUAACGCACAUUAUGUGGCUAUGACAACUUACAUAUCAGUCCUUAACUCCAUGUUGUUUUAUGUAGCAUCACGUUGUCUCAUUUCACUAUGUACUGCUUCAGCUAUAUAUGGUAAAAAUGACAAUAAAAGCUUCUUGAUUUGUUUCACCCCUCAUCACAUCACAAUUUCAACUCCAGCCCAUGUUGACUCUCUUGAUACAUUUUAUGAUAUUUUGUUGGAAGAGAUUGGACCUAUUGCAUAAAAUGUUUUAUUGGUGAAUCUAAUAUCCCUUAAUUAAUCAUACAAACACUGCAACCUAAAAAAGUGGAUUUAAUUUUUAAUAAAGUCAGAUUGAUUUGUUCUUAACAUCCAGAAUCAGCAGCUAAAAAAAUGUUGAGCAGAAAAAAAAAGCAAAACCCCAAACAUUCUUUAGAAACGUUGUAACAGCGCCCUCUAGUGUCAAUAGAGAAUGUUUACAGCAUAAAUGUUAAAUCUGCCUGUUUAAUGGCUGUAAACAAUAGAAUUAUUAUUAGAAGCAAGUCCUGUGUAAACAAACCAGGUUUACUCCAUAAUAAUGAAAUUUAUACUGACAAUGUACCGGAAUCAAUGAUAUAAUAUCCAAGUACCACUGCAAAACCUGUUUUUUUUUUUAACCAGGCACUUUUAAUGCUUGCUCUUGUUUCAACCAAGCAAAAAAUAAAAUCCAAAAAGUUUAAAAAAUUCCCCCCCAAAACACAUGAUCCAUGUACAUAUAUAUAUAGCUGCUCUUAAAAUGAUCCGGGACCAAAACAAAUAAAAAACAAACAAACAAACAAACAACAACAACAAAAAAAAAAAAAACAGCACCAACCCUUAAAACAGUCCUUUUAA
Molecule: messenger RNA, 2791 nt
Organism: Tachysurus fulvidraco (yellow catfish)
Lineage: Eukaryota; Metazoa; Chordata; Actinopteri; Siluriformes; Bagridae
Exons: 3
Coding region: 193-939 (248 amino acids)
Biological process (GO): actin filament organization; regulation of cell shape
Molecular function (GO): actin filament binding
Source: RefSeq, a predicted model, not a curated record